AUGAAGUUCCUCUCCAUUACCGCGGCCCUCCUGGCCACCCUCACCACCGCCCACCCCGUCUUCGACGACCUCAUGGUCCCCUCCACCCCACUCGACUACAAACGUGCCCCCGCCGCCUCCCUCCGUCAAGUCUCUGACUUUGGCGCCAACACCUCCAAAGUCAAGAUGUACAUCUACGUCCCCGACAAGCUCGCCGCCUCCCCGCCCAUCAUCGUCGCCAUCCACUACUGCACCGGCACCGCCCAAGGGUACUACAACAACUCGCCCUACGCCCGUCUCGCCGAUCAAAAGGGUUUCAUCGUCAUCUAUCCCGAGUCGCCCUACUCCGGCACCUGCUGGGACGUCUCGUCUCGCGCCACCUUGACGCACAACGGCGGGGGCAACAGCAACUCCAUCGCCAACAUGGUCGACUACGCCCUCAAACAAUACAAAGGCGACCCCACCAAAGUCUUCGUAACCGGCUCUUCGUCUGGAGCAAUGAUGACCAACGUCAUGGCCGCCACCUACCCCGCCCUUUUCGCCGCUGGCAUCGUCUACUCCGGAACCCCAGCAGGCUGCUUCUACUCGCAAUCAGGCGGCACCAACGCCUGGAACAACAGCUGCGCCAACGGCCAGGCGCGCGGCACCCCCCAGGUCUGGGCAAAGAUGGUGCAUGACAUGUACCCUGAUUACGAAGGGGAGAGGCCCAAGAUGGAGAUAUACCAUGGCAGCUCCGACAGCACGCUGAAUGCGAAUAAUUAUAAUGAGACGAUCAAGCAGUGGGCGGGCGUUUUCGGGUUCGAUUACACGAAGCCCGAUGCGACGGCGCAGAAUACGCCCCAGAGCGGGUAUACGACUUAUACGUGGGGAGAGGGAAAGUUGGUGGGUAUUUAUGCGAGGGGGGUCGGGCAUACGGUGCCGAUUCGGGGGGCGGAUGAUUUGAAAUACUUUGGGUUGUAA
Molecule: messenger RNA, 939 nt
Organism: Sordaria macrospora k-hell
Lineage: Eukaryota; Fungi; Ascomycota; Sordariomycetes; Sordariales; Sordariaceae
Cellular component (GO): extracellular region
Molecular function (GO): hydrolase activity
Source: RefSeq, a predicted model, not a curated record